AACAAAAUGAUAAGGAUGAAUCUUCAACUGUUAUCCACUAUUAUGCGAUAUCAGAUCGACUUGAUGCAACUGCUUCGUGGUCAAAUGUCGAAGUGCUUGUCGAAAAAGUGAAAGAAGCAAUUACGAACGCAUGCAAGACUCAAGGUAUUCGGCCAAAGCCAUACAUUGGCGCUCGAAUUGAUCAUAUAUAUGACACAGGUGCAAGCAUAACUUUCACUUAUGGAUUCAAUUCUCACAAUCUCAGUGAUCCUCUUAGUGCAUUAAGGUUUAUAGAACAAGUUGCGUUAGCUGAGAUAUUACAAUCAAACGGAUCCGUUUCACAUAAUAUUUCCGGCAUAGGGAAAAGAAAAAAAGAAUGCUUUCGAGAGUCUUUAAGCGAGCCUGCUGUUAAAGUUUUGAAGAACAUGAAAAAGUAUGUAUCCAUUAAGUAA
This is a messenger RNA of Racocetra persica, 431 nucleotides long. The record is from the annotation of a GenBank genome assembly. NCBI's taxonomy places the organism in Eukaryota, Fungi, Glomeromycota, Glomeromycetes, Diversisporales, Gigasporaceae.